Messenger RNA from Myotis brandtii (Brandt's bat), 1145 nucleotides. RefSeq names its product tryptase alpha/beta-1. The transcript has 6 exons. Gene Ontology annotation, biological process: proteolysis. NCBI's taxonomy places the organism in Eukaryota, Metazoa, Chordata, Mammalia, Chiroptera, Vespertilionidae. Bases 152 to 979 code for a protein of 275 amino acids. The record is from RefSeq and is a predicted model, not a curated record. Gene Ontology annotation, molecular function: serine-type endopeptidase activity.
AUCUGGAAGGAUAAAUGGGAAAGAAAGAGUGGGCUGGGCAAUAGUAGCAGGGACCGAUCAAGGUAAGCACCCCCUCCAGACCCCAUCAUCUGGGGUUCGUGCACUGAGUAGCUGAGCCUCACAUCUGGAGCAGCAGGACCUCAGACUCCGGAUGCUGAGUCUGCUGGUGCUGGCACUGCCCCUCCUGCUGAGCCUGGGCCACGCGGCCCCUGCCCCAAGCCAGGACCUGGAGAGAGUGGGUAUCGUCGGGGGGCAGGAGGCCCCUGAAGGCAAGUGGCCCUGGCAGGUGAGCCUGAGACUCAAACUCCAUUACUGGAUACACUUCUGCGGGGGCUCCCUCAUCCACCCCCAGUGGGUGCUGACCGCUGCGCACUGCCUGGGACCGGACAUCAAAGAUCCCUCAGUGCUGAGGGUGCAGCUGCGGGAGCAGCACCUCUAUUACCAGGACAAGCUGCUGCCCGUCAACCGGGUCAUCGUGCACCCCAACUACUUCUCAUUUGCGAACGGGGCAGACAUCGCGCUGCUGGAGCUCGACGACCCCGUGAGCACUAAGCACAUCGCCCAGCUGGUCGCUCUGCCCCCUGCCUCGGAGACCUUCCCCCCGGGGACCCCGUGCUGGGUGACAGGCUGGGGUGAUGUGCGCGAUGGAGUACCCCUCCCACCGCCGUACCCCCUGAAGCAGGUGAAGGUCCCCAUCGUGGAAAACAGUGUUUGUGACGCGGAAUACCACACCGGCCUCUACACGGGGGACAACGUGCAGAUCGUCCGUAACGACAUGAUCUGUGCCAGGGCCAAGAAGAAGGACGCCUGCCAGGGCGACUCUGGAGGGCCCCUGGUCUGCAAGGUCAACGGCACCUGGAUGCAGGCGGGUGUGGUCAGCUGGGGUGAGGGCUGCGGCCAACCCAACAAGCCCGGCAUCUACACCCGCGUCACCUACUACCUGGACUGGAUCCACCAGUACGUCCCCGAGGAGCCCUGAGCCUGUCCCUCGGGCUGCCACCCAGCCCCCUCCUGUCCCUGACCACUGCUUCCUGCCCAGCUGUCUGCCCUUUCCACCUCUCCUGCCCCCUGCCCUCUGCCCUGAGCUCCCCCAGCCCAGGGAGUGGGUGGUGGGCACUGCCCCUCAUUAAAGUGUGUGAAGAGCA